AUCGCCGCGUCCAAUGGGCGCGCUGCGCACUCGGAUGUCGUCAGCGCGGCGUGGCGGGCGCGCGGACACGUGCGGCGGGAGCGAGCGCCGGGAGCUAACACCGGGGCUGAGCCGGCCCCGGCAUGGAGCUGCUGCCCCGGAGCGAGGACUUCGGCUCAGCACGGUACUGGGAUCGGUUCUUCCAGCAGCGCGGGCAGCGGCCCUUCGAGUGGUACGGGGCCUUCCCGGAGCUCUGCCCCGUCCUGUACAAGUAUGUCCGGCCCCGCGACAAGGUUCUGGUGGUGGGCUGUGGGAACUCAGAGCUGAGUGAGCAGAUGUACGACAUGGGGAUGUGCGAGGACAUCGUGAACAUCGACAUCAGUGAUGCUGUGAUCCGUCAGAUGCAAGAGCGGAGCGGGAGCAGAAGGCCAAAGAUGAGCUACGUGCUGAUGGACAUGCUUCAGAUGGACUUUCCUGACGCCCAGUUCCAGGUGGUCCUGGACAAAGGCACACUGGAUGCCAUCCUCACUGAUGAAGAAGAGGCCACGCUGGUCAAGGUGGACAGAAUGUUUGCUGAGAUCAGCCGGGUCCUGCAGGUAGGAGGGCGCUACCUCUGUGUCUCCCUGGCUCAAGCCCAUGUGCUAAAGAAAACAGUGGAAUACUUCUCCCAGGAAGGCUGGUUUGUGCGUGUCCAUCAGGUGGCCAGCAGUGGGGACAAGCAGCAGUUUGUUCUACCAGUCUUUGUCUAUGUCAUGACAAAGUUUAGGAAGAUUUCUGGCUCGGCACCGCAGAUCCUGGAGAUCUGCCCUGAGGAGCAGGACAAGCCGAUGCGGGUGGAGAGUGCGGAGCGGCUGGUGGCAGCGGUGAAGGACAGGCAGCAUUAUGCCCUGCUCUGCAACCAGCUGAGCAAAAUUCCCUGUGGGGAGCAGGUUUCCCUGGAUCUGUGUGACAAAGAGAGCGGGAAGCCUCGCUACACGCUGCAUGUGGUCGACAGCCCCUCAGUGAAAACUUCCCGGGACAAUCACUUCGCCAUCUUCAUCAUCCCGCAGGGCAGAGAAACAGAGUGGCUCUUUGGGAUGGAGGAAGGGCGGAGGCAGCUGGCCACCAGCGCGGGUUUCAGGCGCCUUGUCACCGUGUCCCUGCACAGGGAGCAGCACUACGAGGGCAUGGCGGGCAUCCAGGCAGAGCUGUCGGGGAAGGUGAUGGAGCUGGCCCCGCCGGGCCUCCCUGCCCGGCAGCAGGUGCCCUUUCUGUCCGUAGGAGGGGACAUUGGGGUGCGGACAGUGCAGCACCAUGACACCAGCCCCCUGAGUGGGGAGUAUGUCGUGGAGGAUGUGAAGGGGGACAGCAGCUGCUACUUCCGACGCCUCAUCUUCCUCCACAACAGGAAUGUGGUACAGUCGGAGGCUCGCCUUCUGGCCCCCAUGCCGCAUCCAGGCCAGAAGAAACGAAGGAGGGACAAGAAGAAACCCAGCCCUGCUGAGCUGCCCACAGCCAUCGACAAGAGCUACCUGUGCUGUGAGCACCACAAGGCCAUGGUUGCGGGGCUCUCCCUGCUGGGGGACCCUGACUCCCUCCCAGGAACCCCGCUGGCGGUGCUGGUGGUAGGCCUCGGCGGGGGCAGCCUGCCCCUCUUCAUCCAUGACUACUUCUCGCAGGCCCACGUGGCCGUGGUGGAGAUUGACCCCUCCAUGCUGGAGAACUGCGUUUCUAGGGAUUUUCUUCCACGAGGUUCUGGAAUUGUAACAAGACGACCAUUGGUCCUGCAACUCAUCACUGCUAAAACAGAGUAUGCUGAAUUUCUACACUGCAAAGGGAGGAAAUUUACUGAUUUUGAUGAAGUUCGUCAGGAAAUUGAAGUAGAAACAGAUAGAAUAACAGGAGUGAAUAAAGGCAUUUCUUCAAUUCCUAUUAAUUUAAGAAUAUAUUCUCCACAUGUAUUAAGCCUGACUCUUAUUGAUUUGCCGGGAAUCACUAAAGUGCCAGUAGGGGAUCAGCCUCCAGAUAUCGAGCAACAGAUCAGAGACAUGAUAAUGCAGUUCAUUUCUCGAGAAAACUGUCUAAUACUGGCUGUGACUCCAGCUAACACUGAUCUGGCCAACUCAGAUGCACUGAAGUUAGCUAAGGAAGUGGACCCUCAAGGUCUUAGGACUAUUGGUGUGAUCACAAAAUUGGAUCUGAUGGAUGAAGGAACAGACGCAAGAGAAAUUCUAGAAAACAAACUACUCCCUCUUCGUAGAGGUUAUAUUGGUGUUGUAAACAGAAGCCAGAAAGACAUUGAUGGGAAGAAGGACAUAAAGGCAGCUCUUCUAGCAGAAAGGAAGUUCUUUCUUUCCCAUCCAGCAUAUCGGCACAUGGCAGAUCGUAUGGGAACACCAUAUCUCCAAAAAGUUCUAAACCAGCAACUUACCAAUCAUAUUCGGGAUACCCUGCCAGCAUUCAGAAGCAAACUCCAGAGCCAGCUGCUUUCUAUAGAACAUGAAGUAGAAGUAUACAAAAACUUCAGACCAGAAGAUCCAACCAGAAAAACAAAAGCCCUGUUGCAGAUGGUACAACAGUUUUCAGUGGACUUUGAAAAAAGAAUUGAAGGAUCAGGUGAUCAGGUUGAUACGCUAGAACUUUCAGGAGGUGCCAAAAUCAAUCGUAUUUUCCAUGAACGUUUUCCUUUUGAACUAGUGAAGAUGGAAUUCAAUGAGAAGGAACUGCGGAGAGAAAUAAGUUAUGCAAUCAAGAACAUACAUGGUAUCAGAACAGGUUUGUUUACUCCAGAUAUGGCAUUUGAAGCCAUUGUUAAAAAACAGAUAGUUAAGCUGAAAGGACCUUGCUUAAAAAGUGUGGAUCUGGUGAUGCAAGAGUUAAUCAACACUGUCAAGAAAUGCACUAAAAAGUUGGCAACAUAUCCAAGGCUGUGUGAGGAAACAGAAAGAAUUGUUGCCGGCUACAUUCGUGAAAGAGAAGAGAAGACCAAGGAUCAGGUGCUGCUGCUGAUUGAUAUCCAGGUUUCUUACAUCAACACUAACCAUGAAGACUUCAUUGGCUUUGCAAAUGCCCAACAAAGAAGCAGUCAGGUUAACAAAAGUACAGUGGGAAAUCAGUUUCUUUUUAAGCCACAGGUAAUCCGCAAAGGCUGGCUGACCAUCAACAAUAUUGGCAUCAUGAAAGGAGGAUCCAAGGAAUACUGGUUCGUUUUAACUGCAGAAAGCUUGUCCUGGUAUAAAGAUGAUGAGGAAAAGGAGAAAAAGUAUAUGCUUCCUUUGGACAACUUGAAAGUGCGAGAUGUUGAAAAGAGUUUCAUGUCUAGCAAACAUAUCUUUGCAUUGUUUAACACGGAGCAGAGGAAUGUUUACAAGGAUUAUCGUUUCCUUGAGCUAGCCUGUGACUCCCAAGAGGAGGUGGAUAGCUGGAAGGCAUCUCUGCUACGAGCUGGUGUCUAUCCUGAUAAAUCCUCAGGGAACAACAGAACUGAAAAUGAUGAGAAUGGGCAAGCAGACAAUUUUUCAAUGGACCCCCAGCUGGAGAGACAAGUGGAGACAAUUCGAAAUCUUGUGGACUCUUAUAUGUCUAUAAUCAACAAAUGUAUCCGAGAUUUGAUACCAAAAACAAUCAUGCAUCUUAUGAUUAAUAAUGUAAAAGAAUUUAUCAACGCAGAGCUCCUGGCUCACUUGUAUUCUUCUGAGGACCAAAACACUCUAAUGGAGGAGUCGGCUGAACAGGCACAGAGGCGAGAUGAAAUGCUCCGCAUGUACCAAGCACUAAAGGAAGCCCUAGCAAUCAUUGGUGAUAUUAGCACUAGCACUGUCUCAACCCCUGCACCCCCUCCUGUAGAUGACUCCUGGCUUCAGCAGGCCCGCAGAUCACCUCCUCCAAGCCCCUCAACUCAGAGGAGGCCUACAUUAAACAAUCCCCCAACCAGACCUUUAUCUGGCCGAGGACCUGCUCCUGCAAUCCCAUCUCCAGGCCCUCAGUCGGGGGCUCCUCCGGUCCCAUUCCGCCCAGGACCACUGCCUCCGUUUCCAAGUGGUGGUGAAGCCCUUGGAGGACCUCCCCAGGUUCCCUCUCGGCCAACUCGGGCUCCUCCCAGCGUCCCAAGUCGAAGACCACCCCCUUCACCUACUCGGCCCACUGUAAUUCGUCCAUUAGAUUCAUCCCUGUUAGACUAAAAGAAGUUUCUGGCAUGUCAUUCAUUGUUAACCAAAUAUGUGGAAACAAAUUGCUUGAUAACUGUUGCAAUAACCACUGUAUAGUCGCAUGUAUGGACAUCUAUAGGCAAGUAACCAAUUUUACUGAUAUACUCUCUGUCCAUUCUGCAUUGUUUAUGAAGUCUUAAAUGUUUUGGGAAGGUCUGUGAUGCCUUGACUUUUCCUUUUGCAAGAGCUGAUGUUAGCUAACUUACUGACACAUUAUCUUCACCCAGGAAACUGUACUCACAGUCCUGUACAGCAAAUGGAGGGCUUGACUUUGUGUGUGUUUGUGCACGUGUUGAUUUGAUCUGCUUCUUUUUUUCCCCUCUUAUCUGAAAGGGAUCUUGCUUAUAUUUGUACCUUUCAGGUUUUCUAUCGUUUGGAAUUACACAGUUAUGCCAAUUUUCUAUUUUAAUGGUCAAACUGGGUAAAGAAAAGCAAUGUGGUUUCUUACCAAGCUCUUCUGAAGGCCCUGCACUUCCAUGGCUCUCUUGCAAGAAGCUUGCUGGAUGGCUGCUUCUCCUAUAAUUUCUCUUUAUCCAAAGUCUAUUUUUUAAGGAAUGUUGUUAAACAAGAAGGGUGUGUAUGGGACAAUGCGUGUUUUACUUUAUUUCCAUGUUGGCAGCUGACAUGUGAAGCUGGUUGAGUGGUUGGUAAGGAGCAGGCUGUGGUGUCCCAGCUUGCAGGGCUCAGUGGGGAGCCGUCUCACCCUGCAGCAAGGAUGUGAAAGGGUGGUUUGAAGAGCCAUUACAUGACAGAGCAGUGUGUGCCAGCUCACUUUGUCCUCUAUUAGUGAGGACUAUUACUACUUACAUUCAUACUCCCACUGAACUUGUGGGAAGCCUUGGGGGUGUGUGAGUGCAUGUAAUAUGUACUGCGCAGCAGGAUCCAGAGAACUGAGUGUUGCUUUUGGUCAUUUUGUGAAGCAGAAGGAGAUAUAGAUAUAUGCACAGCUGUAAAUGGGCUACUGCUCCUCUGCCCACUGUGUGAGCCAAUUCACAGAGCUAUGGUCUAAAUUUGCAUCCGAGCUUUCCAAGAGUCCGAUUUGGAUUUGAGAUACUUGCUCACACCAGUUGAUGAAGUUCCACUAUAUCUUAUAUAAAGAUUUUGUCUUUGCAUCACUUGAAGUACUGCACACCUCGGAUUAGGGUUGCUUUAUCCAGCUAGGUACUGAGAAGCGCUCAGCUGUGCAUCCUGGCAAUGGAUUAUUUUAGCAGAUGUUCACUUGCAGAGGUCCUCUCUGCCUGUUGUUUUGCAUGUUAUGUAUUAAUGCGUUAUAUAAACCUUUUGUCUCAACUGCAUUACUUCACUUUAAAAGCUUAGGGUCAGUGUCACCCUUACAGUUUAAAAUUUACUGAAUUAACGGAAUUAAACUGGAGAUUAAUUUGGCCUUGUUUGUUAAAUAUUAAUUGCUGUUAUUACAAUUAUGGUUACAGAUCCCUAGGCAAAGCAGUUGGUGGUUUCAAAGGUCCACAGUAUAAUUUGUCUAAUAAAUUUAUUUAUUGAGACUGCAUGGAGGGCUUCAGUAUGCUGUAGCCCCCUGGUUAGCAAGAAUCCAAUCAAAGAGCCACAGCAAAUGGGGAUUUAGCCUAUUAAGUAUUCCCAGACUGCUGAUCAGUUGUGCUCACCACUGAAGCAAAUCAUGUUUCAGCUUGCACAAGAGACACGAGCUUGGGAAAGCAUCAUGAUUUGUAUGUUAGCUUGACUUUAAUUUCCUGUCAACCUCAUACUCGUGACACAUGCCUGGGGAGUCUAGAGGUCAACUCUGAAGCACAGUGAAGAUGGAGUUUGUCAGAGCACUGGCAUCUUGGUGAUCUUAGAGGACUGCUUAAGCGGCCGGUGUUUGUUUGAAGAACAGACCAAGAUCUCCAACACUAAGUGCACAGAAUCAGCUUUCAAGGAAAAAAAAGAUUCCAAACCCAACUAUUGAUUUUUACUCCAAAAAAGAAAACAUAUUUUGAUUAUUUUUCUUGUGUUCAAGACAGUUUUCCACUGUGUAGCACACUCUGCUGUAACGUGCAAUGCAUCUAUUAGAUGUAUUUUUAUAAGUAGCUGUGGUAGUCCAUGCUGUUGCUGAGCCAGCAAGCCUGUAUAUACUUUAUCAGAACUCUCUGUUACUGACUGGCAGCUGCCUGCUGAUGGAAAGCCAGGCUUAGCACCUCAGCCACAGAAAGUCACUUCAACCCCAAAAUUUUAUAUUCAUUCAGUGAUACUGCAAGGCCAUGGUCUGGGUUUAUCCCAUCAUACCCCAAGUACUUGACUUAGUUGUCCAAGGUCCCCUUUGUUCAGUGGAACUAGGCAGCACCUCCAGAAGGUGAUUCAGACUGGUGUGGCCACAUGGGAGAUGAGGGUGGUAAUGUCGGUGAGUUAGGAGCCUCAAUUAGAUGACAUAGAUCCUGGCCUAAAAACAUGUUUUUAAAUCCUCUGUGCUUGAGACUCCUUAAUUUACUGUAAUGACUGUUUCUGUCAAGCAUAAGGAAGUAGGUAACAAUUCAGCACUGUCUUUAACUUGCCCCCCCAAGAAAUGGUAUUUCUCAUCAGUAAUCCUGAAUUGUAAAUAAAGCCCUCAAGGAUGGAUUUAUCCAAAAUAGGAGGAGGAAGAGGCAGCGAGGCACCUGUGGCACCACUGUCAGCACUGUCCGUUUCUGCACCCAGUGUUGAGGUGGUGGGACACAGCUGCACAGCCCUCCCUCUGCAUCCUCAUUGACAUCACAUCUAAGUGUGGUCCUGUAUCCUAAAUGCAAUACUCUUAGUUGUGCAGGUUAAUAAGUAACCUUGAGUAUAGAUCUGGAGUUUGAUGAUUUUAUGUCUAUCUUCUUGCACAUAUGCUUCUCAGAAUAAACUGCAUAGAACUGUUGUUUCUAGGAAGAACGUUAAGGGCUUCCCAAGAAAUUUCCACAUCUAAUUGAGUAAGUACUGUCCUCCAACCUUGGCCUGUUUCCUCCUGCCAUACAGCGCCUGGAAUGGGUUGGUUUGUCCCACUCGCUCCUGAUGCUCGUGUCUCUCCCAUCCCUUGGUCUCAGAGGAGCAGCCUUGGCAGCAACUCACUCUAUGCCUGAAGGAGAGCAGGAUGGGCACCCCGUGGAUCUGCUAAAGGGAAUGGCCCCUUCAGACUGGCCACUGCCCCCUCUGCAGACCCCCUUAGACAGGGUGAGCUAAGCCUCAACUCCCAUGUCUGAGAAGCACGGGUUGCGCUCUCUUAAUUUGAUUUCCCUUGGCAAAGCCUAGAAAAUUGCCAGGGAGUAGUGGAGACUCCCAUUAAGCAACAGCAGGGUUUCUGAUCUUAUGCGAGGUGGUAGCUAAGUUUUAGGAGGGUGCUCAUCUAGUAUUGCAUUUAGGCUAAACCUGAGUCUCUGCCUAGAGAACAUGUUCCACCUCACCUCAUCAUGGCUGACCAACGGCUGAAGAGCUCGUGCAUGCCAUAACUAGCUCUCGGCCUUUAAUCUCAUGGGAUCUUGUGUUAGGAUUAAAAAUAUGAUAUGCUCAAUGAAAAGGCUUAUGUACAUAGUUAAUUGUGUUUAUUUUAUUGCUGAUCUCACUGUACUUUCUGAGUAAGCCUCAUAAAAGUAGAAUAUUAUAUUAAAUGAGGUACAGUAUAAGUUCUGGCAUUUCGUGUUAAAGCAUGACAUAGAAAAUACUAGACUCUCUAUUGCAGACAGCUACACUAAACAACAUGUAUACAGCAUAUUGAGAUUACUAGCUAGUUCUGUCUGUCUUAAAAUAGUCUAAACGUCCUGAAUUGAAAACAGACCUAUUUUGCACCUGUGACACUGGGGAGGCAUCCAACCUCUUGGUGUGCUUAUGGCACAGUGCCUCCCGCUGUGGAAUUGAUCCUCUUCCCUGGACUCUCUUGUGUAAAUGAAUGUUACUCUGCCUGUCUUUCCUCUUGCUUUGUCUGCAGGCGAGCUGAUACCGAUGGCUCCUCCCGUCCAGACAGUCCUCCACUCUUGCUUGAUAUAUGAUUUGUCCCAUCUUGCCAGCCGUUUGCUUUACUGCCUGUCUCUUUACUUUUCCAGGAUGGUGUAAACGACUUCUUUUUGUAAGAAGCAGAUGCUUAAUUUCUUUCUGAAUUUUGCUCUGUAUGUUAAUGCCCUACUUCAUAUGAACCAAAACAUCCGCCUUCGGUUUCAUAACCUGUAAAUGGUUCCUGGUAUUGACCUUUGAGCAAGUGAGUCGAUUCCCGAAACCAUGGUCAUUACUGAGCCUCGCAUACACUUGCUGUAAAAAUGUUAUGCUGCAUUUCUGAACCUGAAAUAAACUGUAACUCUUGAUGGGCUUUUAUUAUCACUUUCUGGAUGUGCAUGAGUGGUCUUCUGUCUCCCACACCGUCAUCUUGGCAUGCCACACUCCGCCUCUGUUGGGACUGCAGUGAGGAUUUAUCGGGGAUGUGUGUUGCACUGAGAUCACUGGAGAUGUCAUUAAAAGUGGAGAUGGGGGAGUUGUAACCCAUGGGAAGCAUUCAGCUUCCCUGCAAGGGGCUCGGAGGGCUGCAGGGAUGUUUUGCUGGGAAAUGGAUGAAUGUUUUUCAAGCAGUACCUGGUAUUCAUUUCAUUGCUGGGGAAAGCAUGUUUUGGGGAGAUUCAGAGCUGAGCAGGAGGCCAGACUGAGUCUUCCAGUGCAGGAGCUGGAGUGAAAAUGUGCAUGUGUCUGCAUUAUGUCUGGAAGGCAUUUCCCCCUAAAAUGGUUGUGUACGAAUGUGCGUAUGUCUUGAUUACUCAGUUCCUCCUUCAGAUCAGCAUGAGCCAAGUAACAGGAAUCGGUGCCUGGAGGAGAUGGUCUGUAUGGCACAAGAAGCACAACAGCUUCCUACCAGAAAGGACGUUUCUCACUGAGCGCGACAGUCAUUACGUUGGUUUUGGGAAAGGGAGGAGCAAAAGGUGGGAUGAGCAAAGUAGCAAUAUCCCUGUUGUAUUCACUUGCUUACUGUAACAUUUGGAGAUUAUUUUUUUUUUAAUAGUCUUUAAUGGCUAUGCCUGGGGCAGUCUGUGCACUCCCCCUCAGUGAACAGCAGUGACACAUGUUCCCAUCUGGCUGGAGUACAUUACAUAGCCCUGUAUAAGUGUGGUUCCUGGCAUCUUGGUCAGCGACACGUCAGUGCUCUAUGCUGGGUAACAGGAGGAGCAUCUGCUCUUCUCUCACUGCUGCACUGGGCCAUCAACUGCUAGGGUUGGCAGUAGACUCAUUGCACUGCCAUCACCCAUGGUUUUAACCUUCCCAGCAGUGUCCACUCCAGAUAUUCCAGCCCACAAGCUAGCUUCUUUAAUCAUUCUCGAUUUCAUCAGAAUCCCACUUAAAAAAAUGUCUACUCCAAGAACAGUGUUUGCAGCAGAUAGUGGUGCAAGUUCUAAGGUUGGUGGGGAAAAGCUCUUCCAGAGGAUAUUAUCUGCUGCAAGAAAAUUAGAAAGCCUGUGACCAGCAACCUCCACGCUUAUGAUGUGACUGUCCUAGUUCUCUGGCAUCAGCAAAGUCAGAUGGGAAGCGGUGAGGAUGAAAGCUGAGGCUGUGCUGAUAGCCAGCUGAUUCUAAUCUUGCUCUUGCUCUUUUCCUUAAUGUGCAUGUUAUGUGCCUUUUUCUCUUAACCCAUUUUAUUAAGAUAAUUUUGUAUAUGAGUCAUUUUAUUGUAUCCUGACCUUUUGGUUUAGAUCUUCCACCCUUGCCCAUGAAUUUUGGGUUAUUUUUUGUCUUUUUCCUAGGCGACCUCCACCAGCUGUUCCAGGAAGAUCGUCCUAACGCAUUUUUGUUACAUGAAAUGUCUCUUUUUUUUUUUUUGGUUCAAAAUUAUCUUUAAUUUGCACUAGCCUAUUUGUAAAUGAAAGAUUUUAUUUUCAGAUGUCAGUGAUAAGCCUGGUUAUAAAGAAAAUUAAAAUUCUGACUACAAAA
This is a messenger RNA of Athene cunicularia (burrowing owl), 10040 nucleotides long. RefSeq names its product dynamin-3-like. Gene Ontology annotation, cellular component: cytoplasm; membrane; microtubule. Bases 123 to 4139 code for a protein of 1338 amino acids. The record is from RefSeq and is a predicted model, not a curated record. Gene Ontology annotation, molecular function: GTPase activity; microtubule binding; GTP binding. NCBI's taxonomy places the organism in Eukaryota, Metazoa, Chordata, Aves, Strigiformes, Strigidae. The transcript has 28 exons.